AUGUGCCACGAGGAUGAACAAUUACUUCAGAACCGACUGAAUGAGAACAGAACCUUGUUUAUAGAACACUUCAUCACAGCUUAUUUACAAAUCCCAGUCAUCGAAAGCGUGCCGUUCUGGGUUCCAAGCUACAUUUCGGACGUCGUAGACAUCGAAGUUCAGCCCUCUCUAAAGAGCCUGGGUCCUAAAUUUUCUACACCAAAGCAACGGCGAUCAUUCGGAACCACUUUAGCUGAUAAACCAAAAUUAAAGUUUUCCGUCAAAUAUAAUUCCUCCAGAUCAACACUAGUUGUGGACUUGCUUGAGUCAAAGAACGUUGGAAGAGGAAACUUAGUUCACGACACUCCACCACGCCAAGACUCUCCAAACGAAAGCUCGUUUCUCUCGGGUUUAAACGUUUUUAGUCCAGUAGAACUUUCUCCGACCCCGACAAAACAAGAAUCUCGUGCAAUCAAAAGAGUCCGAAAGAACUCCUUCGAGUUUGAGAUGGACUAUGACGAGCUUCAACUUCAAAUGCUUCAGUUCAGUGUUAUGGCGUACGAUGAGUAUUCCAGGCAGAAGGUUUUGGGKGAUGUGGUUUUUUUUUUGGCCGAGUUCACAAAUCAAGGUCUGGACAUAACCAGGGAAUUAAUCAUGUGGCGAGAGGUUCAGACGAUGGAAAAGAGGUCUCGUGGGAAGCCUCAAGAUAACAGCAGCAUGAUCAGCCCAGGGAUUGAAACACCACCCGAUAGUAUGAAUGAUUCCAACAAAGCUGACUAG
Messenger RNA from Exaiptasia diaphana, 759 nucleotides. RefSeq lists its product as uncharacterized. The transcript has 7 exons. Gene Ontology annotation, molecular function: calcium-dependent phospholipid binding; SNARE binding; calcium ion binding. NCBI's taxonomy places the organism in Eukaryota, Metazoa, Cnidaria, Anthozoa, Actiniaria, Aiptasiidae. Gene Ontology annotation, biological process: cellular response to calcium ion; calcium-ion regulated exocytosis; regulation of dopamine secretion. Bases 1 to 759 code for a protein of 252 amino acids. The record is from RefSeq and is a predicted model, not a curated record.